Messenger RNA from Paralichthys olivaceus (Japanese flounder), 1359 nucleotides. RefSeq names its product mitotic spindle organizing protein 2B (gene mzt2b). The record is from RefSeq and is a predicted model, not a curated record. Lineage: Eukaryota; Metazoa; Chordata; Actinopteri; Pleuronectiformes; Paralichthyidae. Gene Ontology annotation, cellular component: spindle; centrosome.
CACGAACUAUAAGUUCCGCAAUGCAGCGCGGUUGGUCGUAUGGUGAUGACGUAUUCUUCGCGCGUCUCCCCUGCCUGGAUCGAGACAUCAGCAGCAGAGCUCAUCGCCAGGCUCACGGCAUCCACCGCUAAUGUCUCAACCACCGCAGCAGACUGUGCCCUCCGCCCCAGACUCCCCGGCCCUGGUGGUCACCUCCAACGUGCAGAAAUAUGCCAUCAAGAAGAAGAAGGUGCUGAGUGCUGAGGACACGGAGCUGUUUGAGCUGACCCAGGCUGCAGGCAUCACUGUCGACCAGGAGGUCUUCAAGUUCAUAGUGGACCUGUUGAAAAUGAACGUGGCUCCUCAAGCAGUCUUCCAGACUCUGAAGGCCAUGUGUGCGGGUCAGAGAGUGGCCGACAGCUGCGGCGGAGAGUCCGCUUCAGCUCCCUCCCACUCCACCAUUACCACAGCACCCACAGAGGCCAGAGAAGAGGACACUUUGGUCUCUGGAAAGAGCCCUAAGCUUCCUGCCGCUCCCCCCUCAGCGUCUGGCCUCAGAGCCACAAGGGUCAACACUAAGAUUGUGGUCUACGGCCCCCAAGACUCUAGCUCUUCUCACUCUCAAGUGCGCAGUAAAGCCGGAGCGAGCCACAGUGAGAAGAGCAGAGAGGCCUCCACCCAGAGAGUGCAGCGGCAGCCCAGCGCCACCAGAGGGCAGAAGACCAAGAGCUCCGGCAGCAGCAGUUCCUCCUCUCAGAUAAAUUCAACAUAAGACUCAGGUCCACGUGAGAUCAUUUGUAAAUAUGUUCUUUUCUUUGUGUUUAACUUAUCUUUAUUUUUUACUGUGUGACCUGUUUAAAGGGUUGGUUUACCUCAACCACAGAAAAGCUGGUUUAUUUGCCUCUGCCAUAAUUCAAUGGAGCUGAACAGAAUUGUAAGAAAUUUAAGAAAUUAAAACAUUUUUAUUACAUUUGAUUACUCUGGUUAAUCCACAAAUCUCUGUAUGAACAUUUAUUUUUCUGGUUCGACAUAGUUCCAAUGAAAACUCUUCACAGUGAGGUCUGUGAACAGCCACAGACAUCUGAAAACCUUGAAAAAUGUUAAAUGACUUGAGUGUUAAAUGAGAAAACAUGGAACAUUUUGGGUAAACUCACCCUUUAAAAUUCUAACAUAAUAAGAAAUAAAGUCCUGAGUGUCUCUCACUCAUUCUUAUUCUGGCUGGUGCUACUGUAAGUGAGUCGAGCCUUUUGUCGCCUUGUAGCAUUGAACAGACUUAAAGAAAGAAAGACAUUUGUUUUACAGAAAAAUCUUAAUGUUGCUAUUCAAUGUGCAGCUUUUUAUGAAAUGAUUAAUCUUUAAUAAAUCCAAUAACUGGUAAAC